GCCCCGCUCCGGAGCCGGCCGGACGCUCCCAGUGCAGCGCGGCUGCUUUGGGGCUGCGGCUCCUGCCCCGCGCUGGCCAUGGGGCGAGUGGCGGCAGCUGCGGCCGCACUGGUGGCACUGGUGCUGCUGGGAGCCCCCCCUGGGGCGGGCGCGGAGCUCUCGGCCGUGUUCCAGAGGAUGGCAAAGUUCGAGUGUCACUUCAUUAACGGCACGGAGAGGGUGAGGUAUGUGGAGAGGUACAUCUACAACCGGUUUGAGUUGGCGAGGUUCGACAGCGACGUGGGGCGGUACGAGGGGUUCAGCCCCUAUGGGGAGAAACAGGCCGAAUGCUGGAACAGCAGACAGGAAUGGAUGGAGAACAUACGGAGUGCGGUGGACUGGUUCUGCCGGGCCUGGUACAAGACGGUCACCCCGUUCGCCGUGGAGCGCAGCGUUCCCCCCAGCGUGUCCAUCUCGCUGCUGCCCUCGAGCUCCCAGCCCGGCCCCGACCGCCUGCUCUGCUCCGUGCUGGAUUUCUACCCUGCCCAGAUCCAGCUGCUGGUGCUGCUGGAAACGCCCCCCCGGAGCGGGGUCACCUACACGUGCCAGGUGGAGCACGUCAGCCUGGAGCAGCCGCUGAGACAGCGCUGGGAGAUGCCGCCGGACGCCGCCCGCAGCAAGAUGCUGACGGGGAUCGGGGGCUCGUGCUGGGCUCGGUCUUCCUGGCGCUGGGGCUCGGCUUCUACGUGCGCAAGAAGAGCUCCUGAGCCGCCGGCGGCCGCAGCCCCUCCCCGUGGCCUCGGGCCCGCCCGGGACCCCCCGCUCCGUCCCCGCGCUCGUUUUGGGGGGGGGUCGUGUCCCCUCCCCCCUCAAUCCCCUCCCCCACCCAGCGCCGCUGUCACUCUGCCCCCGCCCGGCUGCUCCCAGUGCUCCCAAUAAAGAUUCCCAGUUGGA
Molecule: messenger RNA, 933 nt
Organism: Oenanthe melanoleuca
Lineage: Eukaryota; Metazoa; Chordata; Aves; Passeriformes; Muscicapidae
Product: class II histocompatibility antigen, B-L beta chain-like
Exons: 6
Coding region: 79-918 (279 amino acids)
Biological process (GO): antigen processing and presentation of exogenous peptide antigen via MHC class II; immunoglobulin production involved in immunoglobulin-mediated immune response; peptide antigen assembly with MHC class II protein complex
Cellular component (GO): MHC class II protein complex; membrane
Molecular function (GO): MHC class II protein complex binding
Source: RefSeq, a predicted model, not a curated record